AUGCUGUCGCAUCCUACAUCAACACGCUCUGCGACGCGACGAGGUAAAGAAAACGCGACACACCUAGACACCAGCAUCCGCAACGACGAGCAAACUGUCAAAGCAUUAGCAAUGCACACAAGCGAGGGGAAACACUCACCCUCGAGCAGGCCCCGACUCGCGUCUACACCACUAGACACGUCGAAUAUCAGCAUUGUCCUUCAAAAAGGUGGAGACACCUACCUCGCUCCCCGCCAUCUAGCUCGUCCGACAAGUCUACAAGGCGGCAACGGUGAGCUGCUCAAAUACACGACGCGACGAGGUAAAGGAAAGCCGACUGACCUAGACGGCAGCACCCGCAACAACGAGCACGCUGUCAAAGCAUUAGGAAUGACCACAAGUCUGUGGGAACACUCACCUGCAAGCCCUCCCCGACUCGCGUCCACGCCACCUGCCACGUCCAUCAACACUAUCUUCAAGUGGGCGAAAACACCUACCUUGCUCAGCACCGCCCAUCCAGUCUGCAAUAACACAGGAUCAGCUGCGCCAUUCAAGAGCUACGAGGGUAUGCUUACCACUUACAAGGGCGGCAAUGAUGGCGAGCUGCUAGAAGACACGGUCAGUGCAUUCCCCACAGUGACCGACGUUAACGUGCCUACCUACAGCACAGUCCAGCACCUCCGCCGCAUGACUGGCGCAUCACACCGCCUCUCCGCGUAA
Psilocybe cubensis is the source of this 699-nucleotide messenger RNA. RefSeq lists its product as uncharacterized. NCBI's taxonomy places the organism in Eukaryota, Fungi, Basidiomycota, Agaricomycetes, Agaricales, Agrocybaceae. Bases 1 to 699 code for a protein of 232 amino acids. The record is from RefSeq and is a predicted model, not a curated record. The transcript has 2 exons.